UACUCUGGGUUGGGAGACACCCGGAUCCCAACCGGGCAGUGAGACCUUCGGGCCCAUGGCGGACACCCAGUACAUCCUCCCCAAUGACAUCGGCGUGUCUAGCCUGGACUGCCGCGAGGCCUUCCGCCUGCUGUUACCCGCAGAGCGCCUCUAUGCCCACCACCUGUCACGGGCUGCCUGGUAUGGAGGCCUGGCCGUGCUGCUGCAGACCUCCCCUGAGGCCCCCUACAUCUAUGCCUUGCUCAGCCGCCUCUUCCGUGCACAGGACCCUGACCAGCUGCGCCAGCAUGCCCUGGCUGAGGGCCUUACCGAGGAGGAAUAUCAGACGAAAGUUUUCAAACACAGGGACAUCCACUCCUGGAGCUUCAGUCUUCUCAUCUGCAAGAUAUGCAUGAGGGUAGUCUGUACCUCUUAGGGUUGUAGCGACCUGACUCCAAGAUAAGUGGUGGCUGCUGUGAUUAUAACAAGGGCUGUGGAGUAAAGGAAACAGCUGUGGAGAUUCGGAGGCGGUAGAGGAGUGAGUCCAGUGUAGGAAUCAGGAGGUCUGCAUUCUGGACCAUAUCUUCCUCUACCGUGUUGUGUGUCCCUGGGCAGAAUGUUCUGCCUGUCCCCUUGUUUUUGUCUGUCUGUGGGUCUACUGGCCAAGGAAUACAUUAAUGCCUUCUUAAUGCAUUACAGCAAUGCAGAAAGACACAAAACAAAACAAAAAGGUAACUUGUUCUCGGUGCCCUCCCCAGAGGUAACCACUGAAGAUGGUGGGAUAAAUAACCUUUUCAGUCCUCUGUCUGUAUUGCAUACCUGUACAUGUACAUAUGCACAUGUAUUAGUUCCUUAUUUUCUCUUUUACAUGUGAGAUCACAUUCUACGUAUUCUUAUGAGUUCUGCUUUUUUCACUGAACACCAUGUCUUGGAGAACUUACAUGGGGUACACAUAAAUCCACCUCAUUCUUUUUUAUUGGCUGUGAAGCAUUCCACAGCAAUGUACACUAUAAUCAAUUUAAUCUUUUCUUUAUUGAUGGACAUUUAGGUUUUUCUCUACCCUUCUUACAAACAAUACCACGAUGAGCAUACUUAUGCACGUGUGUGAGUAGGAUCUAUUUGUAGAAGUAGAAUUGCUGGGUCAAAGGCUCUGUACAUUGGCAAUUGAUUGGUGCUGUUAAAUCAUCAUCUGAAAAAGCUUCACCAAGAAUGUAUGAGGAUAUGGUCUGUCUUUCUAUAUGUAAAAUAAAGGGAUUGGAUUGCUUAUCUCUGCGCUGAGGCCCAGGCUGUUUCUUCUACGUUUCUUUGAACUUUGAGUAAUCACAUCCCGUCUCUAGGCCUUGAUUUACUCAUUAAAAGAGCUAAUAGCUGGGGAAGUGCUUAUUAAUGGAAAAGUGCUACCCAAGUAUUCAUUAUUUUCAGUGGGAUUCUUUUGUUUGUAAGUAACAGAAACCCACCUCAAAUUGGCUUAAAUGGAGAAAAAAAAAACAACCUUGACUCCCAGUCUGGUCUGGCAUGUCAGGAACUUAGGUGUUGCCCAUCUGUUCUAACAACAAGUAAAAAGCUGAAGAAAUUGAAAAAUCAACAACUCUUCUUAGAUCCUUAAGAGAAGUGAGGUCACAGGGCAAACUGCUGCCCCCAAAAUUGGAGAGACAGACAGGCAGGUACAGAGAAUCACAACUUACCAGAGCAAAAAUUCAUGAGCAGGAACCUCCACAGAACCAGUGCUGGGGUAGGAAAACCUGAACUGUAACUGAUGAAUUGCUGGAGGCUCAGUGUGGACAAUUCUAAGAGUUAAAAACUCCAAGGAGACCCAGUCAUAAGGGGGGCCCACAGUUUGGGGGGUUUUACCUCCAGGAGCUUGACCUGGUUCUCAUAAUGAAUUUCAGAGAAAAAGUCCCUCAUGCUCCUCACAGGAGGAGAGGAAAAGGAACCAUUUUUGAAAUAUGCUAGAACAUUCUGUUCUUCCUAACAUGGUCUGCCCUCAGGAAAAACUGUUUAACUAGAACCGAACCUGCUAGGGUUUUAUCAGAGCCUAACUGAUCUGAAAGAAGGGAAAUACCCAACUCCAUAGCUCUGACCAUCUGUCCCACCUAAGAGGAGUGGUGGGAACAUGGGACUGAGAAGCACAUGUGAAGUUCACAGUCCAGCAGCAAAGGCUCACUAAAGGACUGAGACCUGAUCAUGGGACUCUAGAAUGCUUCCCCUGCCCCCACACCUUACCAUCACCUUAAUAAAGGCCUAUUUAUGACAGUUCCUUUUACCUAGCACAUCAUGUCUGGCUAUCAAGAAAAAACUUCCAAAACAUUCUUAAAGGCAAAAAACACUGCUUGAAGAGACAGAGCAAGUAUCAGAACCAGACUCAGAUAUGGCAGGGAUGUUGGACUCUUCAGACCAGGAAUUGAAACAACUAUGACUAAUAUUCUAAGGGUGCUAAUGGAUAAAGUAAACAGCAUGCAAGAACAGGUGGGCAGUUUGGGAUUAACAUAUAUACACUACUAUAUAUAAAAUAGGUAAACAACAAGGACCUAUUGUAUAGCACAGGGAACUAUACUCAGUAUCUUGUAAUAACCUAUAAUAGAAAAGAAUCUGAACAAGAAUACAUAUGUAGAUAUAAACAUAUAGAUAUAUACAUAUAGAUAUCUGAAUCACUUUGCUGUAUACUUGAAACUAACACAAUAUUGUAAAUUAACUAUACUUCAAUUAAAAAAAAAAGAACAGAUGGGCAAUGUAGGCAGAGAGAUGGAAAUUCCAACAAAGAUCCAAAAAGUGCUAGAGAUCAAAAGAACACUAAUAAAUGUGAAGGACACAUUUGAUGGGCUUAUUAGUAGACUUGACAUAGCAGAGGAAAGAAUCUCUGAGCUUGAGGGUAUCUCAAUAGAAACCUCUGAAACUAAAAAGCAAAGAGAAAAAAGACUGAAGAAAACAGAACAGGAUAUCUAAGAACUGGGACAACUAUAAGCAGUGUAACGUAUAUAUAUAUAGUGGUAAAACCAGAAGAUGAAAGAAAGAAACAGAAGAAAUAUCUGAAAUAAUAAUGACUGAGGGGCUUCCCUGGUGGCGCAGUGGUUGCGCGUCCGCCUGCCAGUGCAGGGGAACCGGGUUCACGCCCCGGUCUGGGAGGAUCCCACAUGCCGCGGAGCG
Molecule: messenger RNA, 3123 nt
Organism: Physeter macrocephalus (sperm whale)
Lineage: Eukaryota; Metazoa; Chordata; Mammalia; Artiodactyla; Physeteridae
Product: dipeptidyl peptidase 3-like
Exons: 3
Coding region: 56-415 (119 amino acids)
Cellular component (GO): cytoplasm
Molecular function (GO): dipeptidyl-peptidase activity
Source: RefSeq, a predicted model, not a curated record